ACUCUGGCGAGUCAGAUGGCCCAGAGAGACAGGGGUCACAUCUGGGACCUCUUUUGCUGUGCAGAGUUUGGACCACAAAAACCUGGCUGGUAUUGGAGACCUCAGGGGUAGAGUGGCUAGAUGUGAUGCCAACAUUGCCAAGCUGUGUGCGGAUGUGAGCACAUGAGAUCAUCAGGCUGCAACAGGAGGGGUCAGGGGUCAAGUCUGGCCUGGGAGAGAGACUGUGAGAGAUGGAAACCAAGCUGUCCCAGGACUCAAGCAGAGCCACAGCCUGAGGAACAGCCUGGACUGAACUGGGCAAACCACAUCAAGCUCCUGGAAGCCAAGAGCUCUGGUGGGCAAAGGGAGGUGAUGGAGGAAACAGACAGAUUGAGGAAGUGGACAGAGCAACAGCAAUGCAGCUCAGCCCAGGCACACACACACAGGGCAGGGAGCUGUUACGUUCACUGCUGCAGGACAAAAUGGUGGUUGAGGCGGAUGGUAGACGAAGCCAGCAGCUCGGCCUGCUGUCAGACCGUGUGGGGAGAACCGAGAGCCAGCUGGAGAAGGAGCGCCAGGCCGAGAGGGCGAACCAUUCAGAGAUUCGCGUCCACAGCAGGAUUAACGCUGUGGAAACCAGCCUCCAGGAAGAGCUGCAGAGGAUCAAACAGGACCACCAAUCAGAAGAUGUCUCUGACAUAUUUUGGCUGGGACGUGACCUACGACGACGAUUCCCUGCUGUUGGAGCUAGGUGCUGAGCAGGAGCCUCAGCAGGAGCAUGUCUACCCCAUGUACCACGGCACAAGCCUUCAGACAGCACGGAAAAUUCUCGCCGAAGGCUUUCGCCAGUCUUCCGACGGCAUGCUGGGCCCGGGUGUGUACGUGAGCCGCAACCAGCGCAAGGCCGAGCGCUACCCGCUGAAUGCCCAGGCCUCGAACCGCGUGGUGCUGAAGCUGCGCGUGAACGCCGGCCGCGUGAAGCGCAUAGACCAAGACAACCACCCGUUGCAGAAGAGUUGGCACGCAGCUGGCUACGACACGGCAUGGGUCCCCCCCAACUGCGGUAUGCGCUCCGUGCCCAGCGGCCUGGAGGAGGACUGCGUGUUCGACCCCCAGCGGGUGGAGGUCACAGGCAUCGCCCUGGCUCCCGACACCCCCACCCUGGCUGAGCUGAAGCAGCUGCUGUCGCAGAGGAAGAACGGGGCUGGGCAGGGCGGAGCUGGGAAAGGUGGGGCGGCUGGGGUGUGCGCGCUUUGCAGGAGGAUGACCACACCGGGUCUCUCACACACUGUGCAGCCCUGCUGGGGCUGCGGACAGAGUAUCUGCACCCUGAUGAGCAGACACACCUGCUCUCCCAGGGUGUGAUGGAGAAGAUAAGGGGGAGCAUUUAUAAUUUUACCCAUGGGGGGGGGGUUAUACGUGGAAAGCCGAACAGCUAAAUGUGUCUACAUCUCAAUCUAUAAAGCCUGGAGACAUGGUCAAAAGGUUUAGUUGCAGGUCGACAAAACAUUAAAACAGGGAAGAUGCAUGAUCUAAGCAACUUUCCUGUUGGCGCCAGGCAUGGUGGUUCCAGCAUCUCAGAAACAGCUGACCUCCUGUGAUUAUCAGCGCUAGUCUUUUAUUUGCAAAGAAUGUUACGAUAAACAAGAAGCAUCCAGUGAGAGGAGGUUCUGUGGGCAAAAAUACCUUCUUAACGAGAGGUCAGAGGAGAAUGUCCAGACUUGUUCAAGCUGACACAAAUAACCACUCUUUACAAUGGCGGUGUGUAGAAAGGCCUCCCUGAGCGUGUAUGUUGAGCCUUAAAGUGGAUGGAGGCUUACUAGAUAGGCAUACCUAAUAAAGUUUCUAUUGAGUGUAGUUUCAUUUUGUUUACUUUCAAAAGAAAACUGUAAAUGCUUACAUUGUAAAACCGACUGAAUCAUUUUGCAACUGAGUCCGACUAAUAAAUGCACCCCUAACCUUGAAUCUCAA
Molecule: messenger RNA, 1950 nt
Organism: Esox lucius (northern pike)
Lineage: Eukaryota; Metazoa; Chordata; Actinopteri; Esociformes; Esocidae
Gene: gig2p
Product: grass carp reovirus (GCRV)-induced gene 2p
Exons: 6
Coding region: 163-1344 (393 amino acids)
Cellular component (GO): cytoplasm
Source: RefSeq, a predicted model, not a curated record